Molecule: messenger RNA, 1406 nt
Organism: Priapulus caudatus
Lineage: Eukaryota; Metazoa; Priapulida; Priapulimorpha; Priapulimorphida; Priapulidae
Product: selenocysteine lyase-like
Source: RefSeq, a predicted model, not a curated record
CAUAAUGCACUGCGAAACUGGAAAUGUUCAAGAUGACUGCGGUCAUGGCUGAGGCAGUGGGAGAUAUAACUAGAGUUGGGCAGGAAUUCUCCUCGUUUGAAGAGUUGUCGAAUGCAAUCAAGCAAUAUAAAACCAACAGUUUCACUAAUGUUUACAUCCGCAGCAGUAGAAUGCUUAAAGUUGGAAGGAUGCGUGCUCCUAAUCGUUCUUUUAGUGAUAAGUUGAGGUACACUGAAAUUGAUCUAGCGUGUAAGCACGGAGGACGAAAGGCAUUUUCGUCGUCGAAAGGAAAACGUCCAAACCAAAGCACUUAUCUAAUGGAUUGUCCGUUCAGUGUGACAAUACGGCCUACUUCAGAUGGACAAAAGCUACUUGUGAAAACUGUGAAAAGGGAACACAACCACGAAAAUUCAGAGGAGUGGUUAAGACAGAUGCCAAAAAUGCGACGCAAAGUUCUGUUGACUCGACCAACGAAAAAGAUUCUACCGGACCUAUCUACGGAAUCCCUCGCAAGCGAGAUCAGGAUGGAUAAUUGGAUUGGUAGUGUAGGACCUAUAUAUAUGGACUACAAUGCAACUACACCAGUGGACCCAGAAGUUAUCGAUUCCAUUCAUUCAGCACUAAUUGGUGCUUGGGGGAAUCCCAGCAGCUCUCACAGCAGUGGUGUGAAGGCAGCAGCGGUAAUCCGGGAAGCGCGCAACCAGGUGGCGCUGAUGAUAAAUGGUCAUGUUGAUGAGGCGACGUACAUUUCCAUCGCAAAAGAUUCGGGUCAGGUCAGCGUAGAAGAUGUUAUUGACAGCAUCCGGGAGAACACGGUGCUCAUCAGCUUGAUGUUGGCCAACAACGAGACGGGAGCCAUGCAGCCCGUUGCGGAAGUUGUCACUCGCGUGAAGCAACUUGAACGGAGGCUGCCCCAUAGGAUCCUCCUUCACUCCGAUGCAGCACAAGCAUUCGGCAAGGUGCCUGUCAGUGUUGCAGAUCUGCAGGUCGACUAUAUGACGAUCGUUGGCCACAAGUUCUACGGUCCGCGCAUCGGUGCGCUGUAUGUAAGGUCACCGGGAGAAAACACGCCAUUGCAUCCCGCUAUGUUCGGCGGAGGUCAGGAGAGGGGCUUUCGUCCGGGAACCGAGAACACAGCUAUGAUAGCAGGACUGGGAAAGGCAGCCGAGUUGGUGACGGGAAACAUCGGGCAAUACGAAGCGCAUAUGACUCAGGUUCGUGAUCAACUGAAGGACAAGCUCAGAUUGCAAUUCGGUGAAGCGGUUAUCAUUUCAACAGCGAGUUUCCUGCAAGACGAGGGUGCUCCAAACACUUGGAAAUGUGUCUUUUCACGGCGCAAUCGUCAAGAUAUAGAUCUUGGAGGCUUUGUGUCUAAAGUACUGCUCGCCUGUGAAUACUCCUGCUGA